UUUAUUUACCUAAUUAAUGACUAACACUCAUUUGUGUUGCAAAAAAGGUCAGUAAACUAUCCGUUUUUGCCACUAAUAUGUUCAUGUGAGGCUCUCGAAUUGAAUUGAGAGAGCUCAGUGUGAUUUGGUGCGUCAAGAUGAUCGUCAUCUCCGGCAGCAGAGCGAGACUCUGUCAAUACUUAGUGGCGUUUUGUGCCAAUUUGAGUGGGCUAAACUACUGUUUUGCCAUUGGAUGGAUUUCCAGCACUGUCGUUCUGCUCACUUCCGACAACACGCCAAUGUCUGCGGGCCCGUUGAGCACAGCUCAAGUGUCUCUGUUCGGAUCUAUGUUGUAUUUAGGGGCAAUAGCUGGAUCGCUGAUCUUCGGCAGCUUGGCUGAUUGCAUUGGGCGGAAGUGGAGUCUCUACAUUGGCACUCUGAUGCACAUCGCGGCCUACAUUUUGAUCGCCUUGUCGGAGAAUUUCGUGACUUUGGUUAUUGCCAGAGUCCUCAAUGGGAUUGGAGUUGGAUGUUCUUUCGUUGUGAUUCCGGUGUUUGUGUCGGAAAUUUCUGAGAAGGAGAUUCGUGGCAUUUUAGGGGGCAUUUUCAAUGGAGUUCUCCACUGUGGAACACUCUUGACAAGAAUCAUUUGUGCCUAUGUUGGAUUUCACAUCACCCCUUAUAUUUUCAUUGCUUGCAACAGUGUUUUCUUGUGUGUCUUUUUAAUAAUGCACGAAACACCGCAGUAUUUGCUGCUUAAGGGGAGGGAAAGAGCUGCUGAGGAGGCUUUGAGGUUCUUCAGGGCUGUUCCGGAGGGUAAAGAAAUGCCCCAGAAGUGCAAGGAGGAGUUUGAAGAGCUUAAGAACUCUCCGACGCUGAAAAACCAGACAGAGAGUUUAUCCUGGGAUGACUUUAAACCGAAAUCCUCGUGGAAGGCUCUGAUCGUGUGCACUGUUCUCUAUGCUGGCAAGUUCCUCAGUGGAAUUCAAGUGAUUGUGGCUUAUUUGGGCGUUAUAUUCACUCGAAUGAACUUCACCAUGAAUCCUGAAUUGGCUGCCCUCAUCGCGACACUUUUGGGCGUUCCCUCGGCCUUCGUCCUCUUCUCCGUGGUGGAAUCUUGGGGCAGGAAGGUGGUGAUGAUCGUCUCGGCUCUGUUGACGGCGGCAUUUCUGGUUCCUCUGGCGCUCUUCGCGAGAUACAACGCCAUUUGGCACGUUCAUGACUAUUGGGCGCUUGCAGUGAUCGGUGUGGUAUUAUUCGUAUCCACGCCUGGUGUGGUGUCCAUGCCUCUUCAGCUGUCAGCUGAAAUCCUGCCGCCAAAAUUGAGGAGUUGUAUUGCGUCAGCCAUGAUGAUGAUGGCCUGGCUCGGGAUGUUCACAAUUGUGCACUUCUUCCUGAUCUGGAUCGAGGAUAUUGGUCUGGAUAUUUUGAUGUGGUUCUUCAUUGGGUGGUGCAUCUUCGAAGCGCUGUUUGUACUGAAAUUUCUGCCAGAAACUAAAGGAAAGACAUACGAUGAGAUUUCUAAAGACUUCUGAUUUUCCAUCGAGAAAAGUACGCCUAUUUCAAAUGAAAGUAACAGUUUACUAUUGUUACUUCGUGAAUUUUGUUUGAAACACUUAACAUUUUUCUUUUUAUUGCUUGAAAAAUCUGCAUAAAUAAUAAUGCAAUUAUCAUGAAUUUGUAUAAUGCAUUUUGCGAUAAAAUAAUAACGAUAGAAACUAUGUAUAUAUUCUAUAAGAGAGUUUUGUUAUAACUUAUAAACAUAGUGAGCAAUUUUUUUGCUUCUUCCAUCACUGAAAUUAACCAGAAAUUGCAUCUGCAAAGAUGGCUUUG
This is a messenger RNA of Phlebotomus argentipes, 1812 nucleotides long. RefSeq names its product facilitated trehalose transporter Tret1-like. The transcript has 4 exons. Gene Ontology annotation, cellular component: membrane. The coding region runs from base 138 to 1514 and encodes 458 amino acids. The record is from RefSeq and is a predicted model, not a curated record. Lineage: Eukaryota; Metazoa; Arthropoda; Insecta; Diptera; Psychodidae. Gene Ontology annotation, molecular function: transmembrane transporter activity. Gene Ontology annotation, biological process: transmembrane transport.